CAUAUCCUCUCUCACAUGAAAGUUCUAUGCGCAUCUUGACAAAUUUUGCACGUUUGUUUACGUCUCCUUACCAUUCUCCUCAUUAUCACUACUCAGCCAAAUAAUGUCGUCUCCAAAUAACAAGUCACCCGCUAAUGGCGAUGCCGGUGCCGCCGAUGAGAAACCGCGACUCACUGAGGAGGAAAAGAAGCAGAACCAUAUCGCAUCUGAGCAGAAGCGACGCCAAGCGAUUCGUGAAGGCUUCGACCGCUUAACUGAACUGGUGCCUGGCUUAGAAGGACAGGGGAGAUCCGAGGGCCUGGUUCUAAAGCGGACAGUUGACUAUAUGCGUGAGCAGCUCUCAGAGCGACAGGCUAUGGUUGAUCGCAUUGAACAGGCUGGCGGUGACGUCGAUGAGAAGCAUAAGAGGUGAGUUGGGUAACCACUUUGCGAUCAACAAACUACCUUAGGUACUGACUGUCUUUCUAGGGCUCUAUAUCAACAGGCGGCGAACCCAGGUCGUACUAGGGGAUGAUUACAUGCUUGAAUGGUUUUCACAGCUACCGCACAUCAAGAGCCUGGACAGGCUCGACGACGUUGGGCAUUAAGUCGAUGGAACUGAUUGACUAUCACAUAUCAGCACCUGACCAGCCCAAAUCGCGAUAGCAACGAGCCGCGCCAUAAUGGCAGCGCCGCGCUAUCAGCACGACUAGGGAAGAAAGACUGAUAUAGAGACUAUUGUAUCUACAAA
Molecule: messenger RNA, 730 nt
Organism: Fusarium redolens
Lineage: Eukaryota; Fungi; Ascomycota; Sordariomycetes; Hypocreales; Nectriaceae
Exons: 2
Coding region: 104-412 (102 amino acids)
Biological process (GO): regulation of transcription by RNA polymerase II
Molecular function (GO): DNA-binding transcription factor activity, RNA polymerase II-specific; RNA polymerase II cis-regulatory region sequence-specific DNA binding; protein dimerization activity
Source: RefSeq, a predicted model, not a curated record